Tripterygium wilfordii is the source of this 6790-nucleotide messenger RNA. Its product is annotated as protein TSS-like. Gene Ontology annotation, biological process: organelle organization. Gene Ontology annotation, molecular function: protein binding. Bases 560 to 6328 code for a protein of 1922 amino acids. Lineage: Eukaryota; Viridiplantae; Streptophyta; Magnoliopsida; Celastrales; Celastraceae. Gene Ontology annotation, cellular component: cytoplasm. The transcript has 23 exons. The record is from RefSeq and is a predicted model, not a curated record.
CAAGAGAAAGCCCUUUCUGGCUCACCUUAUCCUAUCCAUCUCUCUCUCUCAAUAUCCUCUUAUUAGACACACACUACACACUACUCCCUCCCUCUGUCCACCCCCCAACUCUCUUUUCUUUUUCCUUUCUCACUUGCACUUUUACAGCUAAAAUCCAAUCUCAGUUCCAUCUCAAAUUAGCCUUCUUGGAUUCUCUUUUCUUAUUAAAAAAGAAAAAAAAAAUUCUCUAUUUUCAAUGGGUUUUUUCCAGUGUUGAUUGAAUGUGCCUACUCGCAUUGUUUUGUUAUUGUUUGAGCAUAUGCUGUUUCAGGGUUUGAUUUGAAUUCCUGAGCUGGGUAUUAGCUAGAAAUGGUCAAAGUUCCUUAAUUUAUGUUAAUUUUCUUUUCUUUUUGUCUUAAGAGUGUUGGACGGAGAGGUUCCUUUGCAGCUCUCUGUUAUGCAGAGGAAAUUAAUUAGUCGAUAAAUUCAAUUGGGUCUCAUAGAUAUCAUCUUCAACAGUGUAAGGCAUCUGUUGCUGUAUAUAUAUAUAUAGCCAAUCCUAGCUCUUUGUGGUGGUCCAAUGGCUCCUAAACCAGGCAAGGCUAAACCACAUAAAGCCAAGGGAGAUAAGAAGAAGAAGGAAGAGAAAGUUUUACCCACUGUAAUCGAAAUUACAGUUGAAACACCGGACGAGUCUCAAGUUACUCUCAAGGGCAUAUCCACAGACAGGAUCCUAGAUGUUAAAAAACUUCUAGCCGUACAUGUUGAGACAUGCCAUUCGACCAACUUCUCCUUAUCUCACGAGGUUCGGGGACCCAGGCUCAAAGAUUCUGUUGACAUCGUGUCUCUUAAACCCUGCCACCUCAGCGUUGUUCAAGAGGACUACACAGAAGAGCAAGCCGUCGCCCACGUCCGUCGCCUCCUCGAUAUCGUCGCCUGCACCACCUCCUUCGGCCCCACCUCCUCUUCCCCCAAAACGCCCGGUCCUUCCAAUUCUAAAGAAACCGGUUCAAUUAAGGAAUCAGCUUCCGGUUACCCCGAGAGCCAAGCCACGCAGGAUUCCGGUCCAGAGAGCGGAAGUGGACCAGAUGCAGAGGCCAAUAAGAAACCGGCCGGAGCAGGGGGGCAAAUUAGCCCGAAGGACAGGGCCUCCGCAGUGUCAUUGUGUCCGCCGCUGCGUCUCGGUCAGUUCUAUGAAUUCUUCUCGUUCUCGAAUCUCACGCCGCCUGUGCAAUAUAUUCGAAAAUCAACUCGACCAUUCUUGGAGGAUAAAUUGGAAGAAGAUUUCUUUCAGAUUGAUAUUCGAGUUUGCAGUGGGAAGCCAACCACUAUCGUAGCUUCACGAAAAGGGUUCUAUCCUGCUGGGAAACGGGCUCUUUUGUGCCACUCCCUGGUUAGUCUGCUGCAGCAAACAAGCAGGGUGUUUGAUGCAGCAUACAAGACUCUUAUGAAAGCUUUCACUGAGCACAAUAAAUUCGGAAAUCUGCCUUAUGGCUUUCGUGCCAAUACGUGGGUUGUCCCUCCAUUUGUUGCUGAGAACCCAUCUGUUUUCCCUUCACUGCCCGUGGAAGAUGAAAAUUGGGGAGGAAAUGGGGGUGGACAAGGGAGAGGCGGUAAACAUGAUUACAGGCCUUGGGCUAAAGAAUUUGCGAUUCUGGCUGCUAUGCCUUGUAAAACUGCAGAGGAAAGGCAAAUCCGGGAUCGCAAAGCAUUCUUGCUACACAAUUUAUUUGUCGACGUUUCUGUUUUCAAAGCAGUUGCAGCAAUCAAGAAUAUCAUUGAAAAUAAGCUAUCCUGCCUAAAUGAUUCCACUGCUCCAGUUUUACUCGAGGAAAAGGUUGGAGAUUUGAAUAUUAAGGUUAUGAGAGAUAUGCCUGAUGCAAGUAGAAAAUUGGACUGUAAAAGUGAUGGAAGCCAGGUUCUAGAAAUGUCAAAGGAAGAGCUUGCCCAGAGAAAUUUGCUAAAAGGCAUAACUGCUGAUGAAAGUGCUGCAGUUCAUGAUACUUGUACUUUAGGUGUUGUGAUUGUUAGACAUUGUGGAUACACCGCUGUUGUAAAAGUUUCAGGUGAAGUGAAUUUUGAUGGAAAUCCUAUUCCACAAGACAUUGACAUUGAAGACCAGCGUGAAGGAGGUGCCAAUGCUUUGAAUGUCAACAGCUUGAGAAUGCUAUUGCACAAGUAUUCUACACCACAAUUUUCCAGUACAGGACAGCGCCUGCAGAGUGCAGAAAUGGAAAAUUUGUGUUCCGCUAGGUCUUUGGUGAGGAAAAUCCUGGAGGAUAGUUUACUGAAGUUGCAGACAGAUCCCACUACGUACAAAAACUCGUCCAUCAGAUGGGAGCUAGGAGCAUGUUGGGUGCAACAUUUGCAAAAUCAGGCAUCAGGAAAAACUGAGGCAAGAAAAAGUGAAGAGACUAAGCUUGAGCCUGCAGUGAAGGGCCUUGGAAAGCAAGGUGCACUGCUAAAGGAUAUUUGUAGGAAAGCAGAUGUCAGAAACAGCAAAAAUGAAUUAGGUAAGGAAGUUCCAGCGGGGAACACUGAUGCGAACCACAAGUCAUAUACUGUCAAUCAUAAGGAAUUGGAAAAACAAGAGGGGGAAAUGGAAAUGCUGUGGAAAAAAAUGGUUCCUGAAGCAGCAUAUUUACGGCUUAAAGAAUCAGAAACUGGUCUUCACCUCAAGUCACCUGAGGAUCUAAUCGAAAUGGCACAUCAAUACUAUGCUGACACUGCUCUUCCAAAACUGGUGGCAGAUUUUGGAUCUCUUGAGCUUUCUCCAGUUGAUGGCAGGACUUUAACAGAUUUUAUGCAUACUAGGGGCUUGCAAAUGCGUUCCUUGGGGCGUGUGGUUGAACUUGCAGACAAGCUUCCUCAUGUGCAAUCGCUCUGUAUACAUGAGAUGAUCAUUCGAGCCUACAAACACAUAUUGCAAGCUGUUGUAUCUGCAGUUGAGAAUGCCGGGGACCUCGCUUCAUCAAUAGCAUCAUGUUUAAAUAUAUUGUUGGGAACCACACCAGUUGAGAAUGCUGAAGCAGAUGUUGAUAAACUAAAAUGGAAGUGGGUGGAAACCUUCCUCUUGAAGAGGUUUGGGUGGUGUUGGAAAAAUGAAAGCUACGAGGACCUGAGAAAGUAUGCUAUCCUUCGUGGUCUGUCCCACAAGGUUGGACUUGAGCUUGUUCCAAGGGACUAUGAUAUGGACCAUUCAAAUCCUUUUAGGAGGUCAGAUAUCAUAAGCAUGGUCCCUGUAUAUAAGCAUGUUGCAUGUUCCUCUGCUGAUGGGCGCACACUAUUGGAGUCAUCAAAAACUUCCUUGGAUAAAGGUAAAUUGGAGGAUGCAGUAAACUAUGGCACUAAGGCACUCUCAAAACUUGUGUCGGUUUGUGGUCCUUAUCAUCGAAUGACAGCUGGAGCAUAUAGUCUUUUGGCUGUUGUUUUGUAUCAUACUGGAGACUUUAAUCAGGCGACCAUUUAUCAGCAGAAGGCUUUGGAUAUUAAUGAGAGGGAGCUUGGACUUGACCAUCCUGAUACCAUGAAAAGUUAUGGGGAUCUUGCUGUCUUCUACUAUCGUCUUCAACAUACAGAGUUAGCCUUGAAGUAUGUCAACCGUGCACUGUAUCUUUUGCAUUUAACAUGUGGGCCUUCUCAUCCAAAUACGGCUGCUACCUAUAUCAACGUAGCGAUGAUGGAAGAAGGUUUGGGAAAUGUCCAUGUUGCUCUUAGAUACCUCCAUGAGGCUCUAAAGUGUAACCAAAGGUUACUUGGUGCUGAUCACAUACAGACUGCUGCCAGCUACCAUGCUAUAGCGAUUGCUCUCUCAUUGAUGGAAGCAUACUCCUUAAGUGUUCAGCAUGAGCAAACUACCCUUCAGAUACUGCGGGCCAAACUUGGGUCUGAGGAUCUACGUACACAAGAUGCGACUGCAUGGCUUGAGUACUUUGAAGCCAAGGCUCUUGAGCAGCAAGAAGCUGCACGCAAUGGUACUCCAAAGCCUGAUGCCUCAAUCUCCAGUAAAGGUCAUUUAAGUGUUUCAGACCUGUUGGAUUAUAUAACCCCUGAUGCAGAUGUGAAAGCAAGGGAAGCCCAAAAGAAAGCCCGUGCAAAGCAGGUUAAAGACAAAACCGGACUUAACUUGGAUACAAUCUCAAAUGAAUAUCAGAAGGAUGAAACAUUGUCACCAACUUAUCCCACAGUGCAGAAUUCAAGUGAUAAAGAAAAUAAAUCUGAAAUUCGAUUAUCUGAACCCAUCGACAAAAAUCCUGAACCAAGUUAUGCAGAUCAGUCAACAUUGAAUGCUGAUAUGGUGCAAGAUGACAAUUCAGAUGAGGGAUGGCAAGAGGCUGUUCCCAGAGGUCGCACACAAACUGGUCGCAAGACUUCUAGUUCAAGAAAGUCAAGUCUACCUAAACUGAAUACUAAUUUCAUGAACAUAUCCCAGCCAUCAAGAUACCAUGGGAAACCCAAUAAUUUCACUUCUCCAAAUGCUGCUUCGAAUGAAAAUGCUGUCCCUAUCCAUUCUGUUACCAAAAAGUUUGUUAAAAGUGCAAGCUCCAGUCCGAAGCCAAAUAACCGUAGUAUCUCAUCUGGUGGAGCAGAGAAAUUGGCUAACCCAAAGUCUGCACCAGCUAGCCCAGCUUCAGCUGAUCAAGUUGUCAAGUCUGAUUCAAUUUCAACAGCAAGUUCAAUCAAUGUACAGGCAGCUGGAAAGCUUUUCUCCUACAAAGAAGUUGCUUUGGCUCCACCAGGAACAAUUGUGAAGGCAGUGGCUGAACAGUUGCCAAAGGGAAAUAUUCCCACGGAUCCAAACCCUUUGGUGAGGCACGAGACAGCUGCCUCUGAGAUGGUUUUGGGCAAGCUGGCAACACCAAAGGAUUCAGAGGAAGAAGUUCAAAAGCCAAUAGAAGAAAACCAGCCCCUUCUUUCUGGGGAGGAGAAAAAGGGCCCUAUUGAUGAAGAGAAAAAAACAAACUUGGGGGAUCCAGUGGCAAGAGAGCUCAUGGAUGAGAUAAAGAAUGCCACUGUUAAUAACAUUGAAACUGAAAGUGGAACAAUGGAAGUAAAUUAUGCUGAUGCCGAAGUUACUGAAACAGAAACUCCUAGUGUCGUAGUCUCAGAAGUUGAGAAUUUAGAUAACAUGAUGGAUUCGAGCACUAUUGGCCCUGGCAGUGAAGGCUUGGAAGCAAGAAAAGCUUCCCCUGAUCUAGAACCUCUAUCUGUACAAACUGAAAAUGCAACCUUAUUGCCAGUUAAAGAUGCUUCUAGUCUAAAUGGAAAGAAGGUGGAUGAAAGUUUAUAUGAUCUAGCCACUGGCUGUAUGGGUACUAAAGCAUCGCCUACUGAACGAGAAAAACACGAUGAAACAGAAGCUGCAAAGGAGACAACCAAGAAGCUCUCUGCAGAAGCACCACCUUUCAAUCCAUCUAUGAUUCCUGUUUUUGGCUCGGUUAAUGUUCUAGGAUUCAAAGAUUAUGGAGGAAUUCUGCCCCCGCCAGUGAACAUUCCUCCUAUCAUUGCAGUUAAUCCUGUCCGUAGAUCCCCUAAUCAAUCUGCAACUGCUAGAGUUCCAUACGGUCCCAGGCUGUCUGGUGGAUAUAACAGAUCUGGGAAUCGGGGUCCACGUAACAAAGUGGGCUUCCGUAAUGGUGAACAUACUGGAGAUGGAAAUCCCUUGAGCCCUCCAAGAAUAAUGAACCCUCAUGCGGCUGAAUUUGUACCUGGCCAACCUUGGGUUCCCAAUGGCUAUCCAGUUUCUCCCGAUGGCUUUAUGACUAGCCCAAAUGAUGUUCCGGUGUCUCCAAAUGGUUAUCCCAUAUCCUUAAAUGGAAGUCCAGUAUCAAUAAAUGGAUAUCCAACAUCACUGAAUGGUAUUCCAAUUACCCAAAACGGGUUCCCUGUAAACCCAAUCAAUUCAGUAGAAUCACCUACGGUUGAUACUGUUGAAAUUUGUGGUGAAACCAAAAAUGUAGCUGCAGCAGAGGAGGGUGGUACCGAUGAUCCCUUGAUGCAAGUUGAAGUUCAAGAACACUCAAGUGAGGAAGAAGCGCAAGAAAAUCAUGAUGGAAAUGAUCAUCCCCAACUUGACCAAGUGCCACCUGUCAUGGGAGUGGCCAAUAGUAAUGUGGUAAAAGGACCCUGCAGUGACAUACCAGCUGAGGAAAAACCAAGCAAGUGUUGGGGAGAUAAUCAUGAUGGAAAUGCUCAUCCUGAACUUGACCAAGUGCCAACCGUCAUGGGAGUAGCCGAUAAUAAUGCAGUAAAAGAACCCAGCAGCGACAUACCAGUCGAGGAAAAACCAAGCAAGUGUUGGGGAGAUUAUAGUGAUAAUGAAGCUGAGAUCGUUGAGGUUACAAGUUGAAGGAAGAUUUUGAAUUUUUGUUAAGAUGCUAAGUCAUACUUUUGCAGGGUAGGCAGAAUCGCUCUGGAAGGCAAGAGAAAUGCUAAUGAACUUGGAGUCCUAGGAGGAGGAGAUGCCUAGAUGACCAGAAGAGUUCAUUGUAAGAAACGCCUUACAUUACUGACAGUAAAUACAGGCAUGUGAAUAGUUACUGAUGCGGUUUGUUUUGCCUCUUUGAGAUAGAGGAAUCGUUAAGAGGCUGGUAUGUGGAAAGAAACAUACCACAACCAUGAAAGGAUCGGUUGAGUGAUUCAUUGGCACUUUAAUAAUCUUUUUGUUAAUAUUUGUAAUAUAGUUUUGGUGGAUUGUCAGUUUAAAAAAUAGAACUUAGGAGAAUUUCUACUUUCAGAAUCUCUGAAUGGUGAUCACUACAUUAAAGGCCUUCAGCAAUAAAGCUUUCAUUUUCUUGGAUGUACAGAAAAA